Messenger RNA from Nicotiana attenuata, 351 nucleotides. RefSeq lists its product as uncharacterized. Lineage: Eukaryota; Viridiplantae; Streptophyta; Magnoliopsida; Solanales; Solanaceae. The record is from RefSeq and is a predicted model, not a curated record. The transcript has a single exon. Gene Ontology annotation, biological process: chromatin remodeling. Bases 1 to 351 code for a protein of 116 amino acids. Gene Ontology annotation, cellular component: nucleus.
AUGGUGGUUAGAAAGUGCAGCCUAAACAUCGUUAGCGCUUACGCGCUGCAUGAGGGCCUAGAUAAAGAGGUUAAAAGGCGCUUCUGGGAGGGGUUAGAUAAGAUUGUGCGUAAUGUUCUGCCUGCUAAGAGGCUAUUUAUAGGAGGGGAUUUCAAUGGUCAUGUUGGGUCGACCAUAGGUGGUUAUGGCGAGGUGCAAGGCGACUUCGAUUUUGGGAAGAGGAACAAAGGCGGUACCUCGCUGUUGGAUUUUGCUAAGGCUUUUAAGUUGGUGAUUACAAACUCUAGUUUUCCAAAGAGGGAGGAACAUUUGGUUAGCAGAGGGCUAGGCAAGGAUUUUAAGGUUUUCUAG